Messenger RNA from Geodia barretti, 286 nucleotides. The record is from the annotation of a GenBank genome assembly. Lineage: Eukaryota; Metazoa; Porifera; Demospongiae; Tetractinellida; Geodiidae.
UUGCGUAUGUGCGGUUGGACGUGUCCGACCUUAGAUUGCCAAGGCAGGUGCAAUACUUCGCGGAGUAAGCGGAAAUACUAUAGAACGCUUCGUGAUGAAGGGAGAUUUGCAGGGCGGUCCGUCGGUAGAUGAAAACGUCAGAUGUUACGUACGUAAUAUCGGCAGUCGACCCUUUCGACGGCAUUGACUCGCCAACAAACAUUUCCAACACUACAUCCUAGAUAUAGAAUAACUAAAUGAUAUUUAUUGUACGCUCUGGAGGCCUGUCCGAUUAUACAUGGUGUCC